Molecule: messenger RNA, 2515 nt
Organism: Culex quinquefasciatus (southern house mosquito)
Lineage: Eukaryota; Metazoa; Arthropoda; Insecta; Diptera; Culicidae
Gene: Cipc
Exons: 6
Coding region: 855-1793 (312 amino acids)
Biological process (GO): negative regulation of circadian rhythm; negative regulation of DNA-templated transcription
Source: RefSeq, a predicted model, not a curated record
CGUGGGCAGUCAACAUCGCUGCUCUUCCAGCACAAAGUAAAAGCUUACUGACAUCGUCUCGAAAAAGGUGGUGUUUUCGUGGAAAAUUUGGUGCCUCGAUGGUUUCCGAGAAGUGUGAUCUCGAUAGACGGGCAGUGUUUUGUGGUGUUUAGAAAUCAACAAGAGCGUCAGAAAGGUGGUCAUUGAUUCGGAGAAAGUUGCGGGAUUACUUUUUUUUCGUUACUUUCUAACCCCGGCCGUGGAUUGAUUCUCGGAAGAAUAAUCCGAACGUGAUUUGGGAGCAACGCCAAAAGUGAAGGGCAUUUGGAAAAAAAAGUCGUGGACGUGCACUCUCACCGUUCUCGGCGUCGCGACGCCACAAGGGGGGGCCUUGCAUUGCAGAGUAGUCCACUCGUUUCGCGGGUUUCAGCCGCUCUAUCGAGAAAUUAAAAUUUCGCGCUCACCCGUUCAGUUGUCGUCGAGAAGCCCAUUCAAACGGUUCGCGUGCGUACUUUGCGCUUCGACGUUUCAUUGAAGGGAGAGUGUUUUCUGGACGAAGGGGGGGCGACAGAAAAAAAGCCGGCUCUUUGUGUGGAUGUUUUGGCUCGGAACAGUGUGUGGGGGACUUGUGAACAAAAAGGAAGCAGACAACAUUAAGUUUGGUGGAGUUGUUUUUUUUGGUAGUUCAUUGUAAAAGAAUAGCAAAGCUAUCGUAUUAAGUGACAGUGAAUUGCGGAAAAUUGUGAACUGAGUGAGUCAUUCAGUUAUUAGCGGAGAAGCUAUAAUACUGCGGAUUAUUGUUUGGAAUAUCUUCUGUCCUGGCGGCGGUACACCACUUUUCGAUUUUCGCUCGAGUUAACUUGCAGCUCCACGUGAUGUCUCCGACCGCCGUUGGGGCGGACCUGGGCCCAUCGGAUGAUGGUCCAAUCGUUCAGCAGCAGCAUCAGUUUAUGGAGGACAGCGAGACGUCCAACAGCAGCCAGCCCCAGUCCAGAGUCAUCGUGGUCACCCCGGCAGCCUCGCCGAACGCAACGAGCUUUUCGGUCAUAAAUUACGUCGGCAAAGUACAGAAGCAAUCAUCCCACCGAUCCACGGGACGAUGUCGGACACCGUAUGAGCGUUCUUCCCGUCCAAGUCGCGUCGAAUCGCUUGACGAAGCAACCAACUCAUCGACGGCGUCAUCCGUGGACUACUGCUCGGGGACCGGCGACUCGGCGUCCAUCGUGAGCGACGCACCCGACAUGGUCGAUCUGGACGAGGAGCAAGACGGCGAUGGUGGCCAGCGGCCACUGCCACCACACCAGGGUCAGCUCAACUUGGCGCCUCAUCUGUACCACGGUCCGCGAAGUCGACGCUCGAUGAGCGUUUCCUCAAGUGGGUGCUCUAGCUCGAUGGACGAUCGGAACUGUGACUUUUCACCGCUGGGCAGCAGCACUGGAUGCCGCUGCACGUCCCUCAGCAUAUCGGACUUUGACGACGAUGGUUUCCGCGAGGACGGUAGCGUGUCCUCGAUGUACUCAGUAUUUUCUUCCUCGCGGUCGUACCAGCCGCACCACCCGCUGCACCACAACCACCAGCACGUUCCGCACCACCCGAACAACACCAAGGGUCUGUUCGACAUCGCGCUCAAGACGGUCAAGCUGAUCCGGCGCAACCAGGAGCUGCAGAUGCGGCUCGCCCAGCUCCAGGUGGAAACCAACGCGUUCAUCGAGUCCGUCAUGGCAAACCCGGAGAACGAAACGCUGCGGAACCGCUUCCAAACCGCGGCGGCAUCGUCAGCGGGCACGACGCCGACCACCGUGGCGCUGAAGUAAAGCGACCUCUUCCACGAAAAAAAAAUCAGAAAACAGUCAGUGCGCGAUCUCAAUCAGCCUGUAGCAUUCCCAAAUAAACAAGCAACACUCUGUAGCUUAGAACCACGUUGCGACGGACACAAUGAAACGCAUCAAAACUGCUUAAAUGAGAUAUCAUUUGGUUGUUCACAAAUAUUUAGUAUUGAUAAGCUGACGUUGUUUUUUUUUUUUAUUUUCGAACAUUUACUUGUGCAGAAGUCGGUGUAGAUUAACGUAAAAGAUUAAAAAAAACUCUUAUUUAUUACCAGGCUGACCCAGUUUUGGCGUACUGUUCUAAGAACAACUCCCACAAUCACUCUUAUACUGUUAGGAAAACCUUGAAUGGACAUCAGUAACGGUUACGUUUGCAGCGUAGAACGCUUACACAAAGAACUGUAAAAACGUUUUGAAUAAUUUGGAAAAGACGAACAAAAAAACCCUUGAAAAGCAAUCAAUCCACUGGAUUUGUUUUUGUCAUUUGUUCGAAUAGAUUGCGCGUUCUGCCUAGCAAAACAUACGAUUAGGAUUAGGGCUUACAUUACGGUAUGAUUUUUAAAAUCGUCACUUAGAGAGUUAGAAUGCUUUCGCUGCGCGCGCUAGAUUUAAGCGACAUCGGUGUAGUUUCAACUUCGAACUGUUCAAACAAUCUCAAGCCACUCAAGCAUAAAUAAAGCAACUGCUAAAGUUGAUGAAUUAAACAUAAA